UACCAUCGCGAGCAACAACGUUCCUUGUUCAUCGGACACAUAUUCUGCAUGUUGUGGAAAGUCCGACGUCUGUCUAUCGAAUAACCUCUGCAUGGACACGGGGGAACAACCAAAGUAUCAACAAAGACGGCGGUUGCUCGAUAAUAAAUCUUCUGUAUGAGAAUGGCGUCUCGACAUAUUGCUGCGGUACUCCGAUAAGCAACGGCAGUGAGGUGAUUUGUCCGUAUGGGAACUCGUUUGAGGUUGCUACGGGGAAGAUGCUGUAUGGGUAUGCGGCGCUUGCGAACUCUACAGCGGAUGCGUCGUCGGGGAAUAGUACGUGUACUUCGUCGAAUUCGUCGGCCUCGGUGGCAUCUUCUUCAGCCUCCUCGUCUUCCUCUUCCUCUUCUGCAGGGCGGGAUACAGCCAUUGGUGUUGGAGUUGGUGUCCCUCUGGGCGUCAUUGCGGGUGCUUCGCUUGUGUGGGCGUUUUGGGAGAGGAAGGAGAGGAAACGGAUGCAGAGAUCCGCCGAUGGUGAAGACACAGCGACCGCCGGUUGAGUUGGAGGUAAAUGGUGCGAGGCACGAGCUGAUAUCAUGAUGCUGUGAGUCGAUUGAUAGUUCGAUGCCCUGGUUUCAUGAAUGUACGAGAUAC
Aspergillus eucalypticola CBS 122712 is the source of this 633-nucleotide messenger RNA. RefSeq lists its product as uncharacterized. The record is from RefSeq and is a predicted model, not a curated record. The transcript is spliced from 3 exons. The coding region runs from base 226 to 579 and encodes 117 amino acids. NCBI's taxonomy places the organism in Eukaryota, Fungi, Ascomycota, Eurotiomycetes, Eurotiales, Aspergillaceae.